Aureobasidium melanogenum CBS 110374 is the source of this 1083-nucleotide messenger RNA. Its product is annotated as GroES-like protein. Lineage: Eukaryota; Fungi; Ascomycota; Dothideomycetes; Dothideales; Saccotheciaceae. The record is from RefSeq and is a predicted model, not a curated record. Gene Ontology annotation, biological process: butanediol biosynthetic process. Bases 1 to 1083 code for a protein of 360 amino acids. Gene Ontology annotation, molecular function: (R,R)-butanediol dehydrogenase activity; zinc ion binding. Gene Ontology annotation, cellular component: cytoplasm. The transcript has 5 exons.
AUGAAGGCGCUGCGUAUUCAUGGUAAAGAAGACCUCCGCUUGGAAGAUAUCCAGAGCCCUCAGUGUGGAAAUGGUCAGAUCAUGAUCAAACCAGCUUGGUGUGGAAUUUGCGGCACUGAUCUUCACGAAUAUAUGGGUGGUCCUUCAUUAUGUCCGACUACUCCUCAUCCUAUCACCAACGAGACUGUGCCUUUGACGAUUGGUCACGAAUUUAGCGGCAUCAUUGAAGAGCUCGGACAAGGUGUAUCAGACAAGUAUACAAUCGGACAAAGAGUUGUCGUACAGCCAAUCAUAUAUUGCGGACAAUGUGGAUCCUGUCAGGAUGGCAUUCCCAAUUGCUGCGACAAGAAUGGAUUCGUCGGGCUCUCAGGCUGGGGAGGAGGUUUGGCGGAACACAUUGUAGUUCCAGAGUAUUGUGUAGUUCCUGUACCUGACAACGUGUCCUUGGAGUUAGCCGCGCUUGUUGAGCCAUUAGCCGUUGCAUGGCACGCAGUCAACAUGUCCCCAGUCAAAGACUUCAAGAAAGGUCAAUUCGCCUUGAUUCUUGGUGGAGGCCCAAUCGGUCUUUCUGUUAUCCAAGCUCUUCGAGCGCACGGCGAUGGUACCAUUAUCGUUUCAGAAGUCUCUACCAAACGCAAAGCUUUUGCAGAGGAGUUUGGCGCAGAUUUUAUCUUGGAUCCAACGAAAGAUGACAUUCCGGAGCGAUGCAAAGAGAUCUGCGGUGGUGUUCGAGGUGUGGACUGCGUAUUCGACGCGGCAGGCGUUCAGGCUGGACUCGACUCGGCGGUGCUCGCAAUGAGGGCUCGAGGCACUUUGGUCAACAUUGCCAUCUGGGAGAAAGAUGCGAGAAUCAUUCCAAACCAAUUUGUCUUCCGAGAGAGAACGUACAAGGGCGUUGCAACAUAUGUCCUCGGAGAUUUCGAUGAAGUCCUCCAGGCGAUCAGCUCUGGCAGGAUGAAGCCAGAAAAGAUGAUCACGAAAAAGGUCGAGCUCAAAGACGUAAUCGAGGAAGGUUUCUUGACCUUGCUGAAAGACAAAGACAACCAUGUCAAGGUUUUGAUCAAAUCAAAUGAUGUCGAGUAA